Wasmannia auropunctata (little fire ant) is the source of this 1005-nucleotide messenger RNA. RefSeq names its product glutathione S-transferase-like. The record is from RefSeq and is a predicted model, not a curated record. Bases 192 to 800 code for a protein of 202 amino acids. Gene Ontology annotation, molecular function: glutathione transferase activity. NCBI's taxonomy places the organism in Eukaryota, Metazoa, Arthropoda, Insecta, Hymenoptera, Formicidae. Gene Ontology annotation, biological process: glutathione metabolic process. The transcript is spliced from 6 exons.
CAACCGAAGGUCGCACAAUUUAGUUGCAAUUGAGGAGGGUCCAUGACUAUUCACUAGAUUGAAAACCAACUGGAUAUACGCAGUACCGUUUCAACGAAACACUCGCGCUCAGUCGUUCUCCGUCCGCGAACAAUUCCACAUCGGUUGGCAGAGCCUCGACAUUUUAGAAAGAUUGGAUUAUAGACUACAAGAUGCCGACGUACAAGCUAACGUAUUUUAAUGUUACCGGUCUUGGGGAGUCAAUUAGGUACAUGUUUAAUCAUUUGGGCAUCAAAUUCGAGGAUGUUAGACUUUCCUUCGAUGAUUGGCCAAAGUACAAAUCAAACAUGCCCUUUGGACAAAUGCCGGUCCUGGAGAUCGACGGUAAGCAAUAUCAUCAGUCUAGAGCCAUCGGACGCUUUAUCGCGAAGAAGGGCAAGUUAUACGGAAAUGACGAUCUCGAGGCCAUGGAGAUCGAUGCUAUUAUUGAUUCUAUGGAUGAUAUAAGACAAGCUAUGUCCCUUUAUUAUUGGGAACAAGACCCCGCCUUCAAAGCGAAACUCAAGGAGACUGCCUUCCAAAAAUGGCCCAUCUAUCUCGACAAAUUUGAGGCACAGGUUAAGAAGAACGGCGGACACUUUGUCGGUGGCAAGUUGUCGUGGGCAGAUUUCCUGUGGGCUGGGAAUUGUGACUAUCUGAGCUUCAUCCUGGCCGGAGAUCCGAACAAAGAUCAUCCCGAAUUGAAGAAGCUAGUGGAGAAAGUUCGCGCUUUGCCCAACGUUAAAGCUUACCUCGAGAAACGACCCAAGACUCAAUUGUAAAUAAAGCGAUUUUUACUUUAUGCACUUCCUUUGAUUUGUUACACGUCGACAUCGUUCUUUAAUGACUAUUCUCUUUCCGUUUUGUAAAAGAAUAGCAUAUGCUAAUGUGUUAUUUCCGAAUAGCUGUAAUCAAUUUCUCUGUAAUAACUAAUAUUAUUAUGUAACACAUAUAAAAAGGAAAUAAAAUCUUUUCUAUUCAGUAAAA